UUCUCCUUAAAUUAGCAAAUUAAAACGCAAAACAAACGAGCAAAUUAAAAAUAAAAUCUUCCACAACGUAAAAUCUCUGUAAACAAAGGAAUUUAGAAUUUUAAUUUGUCAAUACAAAGAGAAAUAAUCAUGAAAUAAUUGAAUAUAAUCUGCUAAGUAACGAUAAAUGGAAGUACAAAUGGCCAAUAGUGAGUAGCUGCGUCACUUUUAAAAUGGAAACUUUCACAAAUCGUAUAAUCGUAUGAAAUCAUUGAAGCAAAAAAGUUUCAGCUCAGUCUGUGCUUGGAAGUCGGUCGUGCUAAAAGCCACUGCAGCAGUGUAAAUUAUAAUAAUCAGUCUAGACAACAAAAGGGAACCAACAUAGACAGCAGACAUUUAACGACGAAAGAGCAUUAUAAAAUUAGCCAAAGUGAAUUUAUAAAUAACACCAAAUCAACAAAUUAAAAACAAUGAUAUAAUAAGUUUAUAGUAUUCAUCUACUUAUGUUUAAUUAAAAAAUUGAAAGUUACAAAAACCAGUGACUAAUCAAACCGGACAUUAACUACACUGCCUUAUUGUCGAUUAUGCUAUAAAAAAUAAUUUAAAGACGAAAAUAAAUACGUAAUAAAUAAAAUGAAUUCGGACGAGGAAAGUUUGUAUGAUCCUGAAGCAGCUGAGGAAACAACUCAGGUACUAGAUGCAACUACAAUUGGCGUGCGCAACAACGGCGACACACCGUCUACCGCAACCGCACAUAGCAGUAAAGCAAGUAGUAGCCAAGGCGAGGAAACGGCUAGUAAAGAUGAUGUACCAAUUUCAACCGACAACGCACUCUAUGCAGCGCCCCGCAGACGUUGGUUCAUAUUAGAGCCCGCAGUGUUUUUGGUUUUUCUCGCUAUGUAUUUAUCAGGGGCGGUAUAUCAAAACCAGGUUCUAUAUCAGACUUGUGUUGCUGUAUACAAAUAUAACGAGAGUGAUUGCCAGCCGCUGUUGGGUGUUAGCAGGGAAACAAAGGAAGCGGAGGAGAUCGAAACUCGCGUCCAACCAUACGUUGCACGUAUACUGAUGGCGCGCUCGCUUUUGGAAAGCAUCAUACCGGCAUUUGUGAGCUUAUUUGUUGGUCCUUGGUCGGAUAAGUUUGGACGACGUCCAAUUAUACUGGCCACAUAUACGGGUUACCUCUCCGGCUGUAUAAUUUUGACGAUUUUAGCUUUUAUUGCGACCAAAGUUGUUAUCAGCCCUUGGCUAUUUCUAUUAUCUUCGGUACCCUCGGUGAUUAGUGGUGGCACCUGUGCGCUUAUUACCGGUAUAUAUUGCUAUAUUUCGGAUGUGGCCAAGGAGAAAGCUCGAGCCGUGCGCAUGGUGUUGAAUGAGGCAUCACUAUUGGCCGGCAUGAUGUUUGGCAAUGUUUUGAGCGGCUACGUGUACGCAGCUACAAAUGUAGUAACCGUGUUCGCCAUUUCAGCGCUGCUGAUGUUACUCGCCUUAUUAUAUGUGUUCAUCUUUGUGGUGGAAAGUCUGCGACCCGAUCAAAUACACACGGGUUCCAAAAUACGCGAAUUCUUCCGUUUUGAUUUGGUGAAGGAUUUAGUGCACACUUGCUUCGAACGACGACCCAGCUAUGAUCGCGCCAUCAUUUGGCUUACAAUGAUUACACUGACCAUUGCAUUGUUCACGAUGGAGGGUGACAGCAAUGUGACGUAUCUCUUCUUCCGCGCGAAAUUCGAAUGGACGCUGAAGGAUUAUACGCUCUUCAAUGCAGCGCGCAUCGUCGUGCAAAUAAUUGGCAGUAUUUUCGGCUUAAUUUUAUUGCGCAAGGUUUUAAAAUUCUCAAUCGUCUCAAUGACCAUGCUAUCGCUGGCUUGUUGUGUAUUGGAGAGCACUGUACGCGCCACUGCUAUGUAUUGGUGGGAGCUCUAUCUGGGCAUGAUACUCGGUGGCAUGCGUGGCAUAAUGGGUCCUAUGGCACGUGCCAUACUCUCGCACGUAGCGCCGCCAACGGAAGUUGGUAAAAUAUUCGCAUUCACCACUUCGUUGGAGUCGCUCUCACCGCUCGGCGCUGCGCCGCUCUACACGACGGUUUAUAACGCGACAAUCGAUUUUUAUCCAGGCAUUUUCAAUUUCAUCAGCGCCGGUCUCUAUUUGCUUUGUUUCACACUGAUUGCCGUAAUUUACAGCAUACAAAAGUCGUUGGGCAAUACGGCGGCUUAUCAAGCGAUCGGCAGUUAAAAAAUAUGUCACAAAGUUAUGAAAUACGUACAUACAUAUAUACGUAUAUAUAUUGUAUAAUUUGCUUUUUUGUUUGUAAUUGACGUAUGAUAUUGUUUAUACGCAUAUUGUUAGCUAAUUGUCGCAUGUGAUGUGGAAAUACUUGCUGAGUAUUAUUUUAAAGUGUAAAAUACAAAGAAAGUCGAAAAUUUAUAGAACGUUAUAUAAAAUAUAUAUUUUUAUAGCAAAAAUGUGUACAGUUUUCGAAACAUUUUUUUCCGACGAUAUUAGUAGUUGUAAGCUAUAUUUAUAAAACAAGUCUCAAAUUACGUAGCAAUCUGCAGUAUUUAAGCAAAUAAGCAACAUAUCUAAACUCUGUCAAGUAAAAUGUAAAAUAUUUAUAUAGAGCGUGCUUCCACUAAUAUAAAGUGCAAUAUCAUGCCUGUUUGGAAGUUAUAAUUUUUGGAAAUAAGUUUUGAAAUAUGUUU
Bactrocera dorsalis (oriental fruit fly) is the source of this 2675-nucleotide messenger RNA. Its product is annotated as proton-coupled folate transporter. Bases 613 to 2208 code for a protein of 531 amino acids. The record is from RefSeq and is a predicted model, not a curated record. Gene Ontology annotation, biological process: transmembrane transport. The transcript has 10 exons. NCBI's taxonomy places the organism in Eukaryota, Metazoa, Arthropoda, Insecta, Diptera, Tephritidae. Gene Ontology annotation, cellular component: membrane. Gene Ontology annotation, molecular function: transmembrane transporter activity.